Micropterus dolomieu (smallmouth bass) is the source of this 1317-nucleotide messenger RNA. RefSeq names its product cathepsin O (gene ctso). Lineage: Eukaryota; Metazoa; Chordata; Actinopteri; Centrarchiformes; Centrarchidae. Bases 122 to 1138 code for a protein of 338 amino acids. Gene Ontology annotation, cellular component: lysosome. Gene Ontology annotation, molecular function: cysteine-type endopeptidase activity. The transcript has 8 exons. The record is from RefSeq and is a predicted model, not a curated record.
GAAGCGCGUCUUGAUCGCUGCGCACGCGCUAUAGAUUAUUCCUCACCUUUUCCUUGAACAUCAGAUUUCUGUUUAACUUACUUCCCUUUUUAAUGUCUUUUUACCGACAUUUCUGCGUUAAAUGACGGGGUACCAUUCAUAUCUGGUUGUAAUAGCAAUCGCUUCCACGCUCGUUUGCCUGCUGUGUUGUCAAAAUGUGAGCUCGGAUACGACUCGGACUAAGUUGAAUGGCUCUGCAGUUGAUUUCGACUCGUUCAGACAACAGUUUCACCGCAUGUAUGAAGUCAACAGAGACGAAUUUAACCGUCGUCAUCUGUAUUUUCAGAAUGCUAUAAAGCGCCAUGCAUACCUGAACUCAUUCUCCACAGUACCACAGUAUGCGAAGUACGGUGUCAACCAGUUCUCUGACCUCUCACAGAAGGAGUUCAGAGAUCUCUACCUGCGAGCAAAUGCUGACAGAGCUCCUCUCUUCUCUGGACUGAAGACAGCGGGGCUCCCAGACAAAUUUGACUGGAGGGACAAAGCAGUGGUAGCACCAGUCCAGAACCAACAAGCAUGCGGAAGUUGUUGGGCAUUUAGUGUGGUUGGUGCCAUGCAGUCCGUCCAUGCUAUUGGUGGCUCACAGCUUAAACAACUCAGUGUGCAGCAGGUUCUGGACUGCUCCUUCCGUAACGAAGGCUGCAAUGGAGGCUCCCCAAUCAGGGCUCUGAAUUGGUUGAAGCAGUCCAGAGUGAAAUUGGUACCUCAGUCAGAGUAUCCAUACAAGGCCAAGACAGGAAUCUGCCAUUUUUUCUCUCAGUCACAAGAUGGUGUUGCGGUAAAGAACUUUACUGCACAUGACUUCAGUGGUCAAGAGGAGGCCAUGAUGGGUCAGCUGGUGGAGCAUGGUCCCUUGGCUGCUAUUGUGGAUGCUGUCAGCUGGCAGGAUUACCUGGGUGGAAUCAUCCAGCACCACUGCUCCAGCCAAUGGUCUAACCAUGCUGUCCUGGUUGUUGGAUACAACGCUGCUGGGGAUAUUCCAUACUGGAUUGUGCAGAACUCCUGGGGAACCACAUGGGGGAAUGAGGGUUAUGUUUAUAUAAAAAUCGGUGGCAACAUUUGUGGUAUUGCAGAUUCGGUGGCAGCAGUUUUUCUAUGACGGGAUUGCAUGUAUUUUUAUCUCUGUCGUGUGUGUGUGUGUGUGUUCACUGCUGUAAAAUGUAAAUAAUUUGUUUGCUUUUUAGUGUCACUUUCAAAAAUGUUUUUUUUUUUUUUAUUGAAAAGCCACAAUGUUUCAUCACUAAAACAAAAUAAAUCACUUCAUAUGCUGAUAAAUCA